AAUCAAUUAAUCUUGCCUUAAAUAUUUGUUUAUCUAGAAAAUGAAUUAUAAUUUGAAUUGGUCAGUAUUGAAAUAUGAAUUGACGAGAUUGAGUUCCAAGUCACGGCCACAACACGAACACAACUGGGGCCUCUGAAGUAAACAGUCCCGGCGUGAGGCAAACGAAGCACAGUAGGAAGUUUCUGAAGGACAAAUAAAUCGUAUGUAGUGGGAGGAUAGGAGACAAAAGAGUAGAGGAUAGAAUAGUUCAGUAAGAGGUUGGGUAGUGUGUAGCAGAUGGGGACAUGAUAGUGCUUGUGUGUGUGUGUGUGUAAGAGAGAUUAUUAUCUGUCUGCUACACCUGGUUUCCCUCGGCAGUAGCACACCUACUUACAUUUGACAAGUGCGCUGCCCGAGGUCAUUGUGCACUUUGAUUUAUUUGUGAGUGUGUGUGAGUGAGAGAGAGACAGACGAUCUAUACUGCCUUCGUGGAGACGGACCCAAUUGGCACGGACCACACGUCUGCCUUGUCAGGGGCAUGAAAGUGUCAUGGGAGGAACAGCAGGUCACCAGCAGUGAACAGCUCGGAGCACCAGUGACAUGAUUUACACAAGUGGUGGUCCGUUCCGAUUCCUGUGGCCGGUUGGGAGGCAGCAAACAAGAGAGAAGGUGCGGAGAGCUGUGCUGCUGCCUCCUGGGUCCAUGAAGGAAUGCCUGCGUGUGGCGGUGGCAGCAGUGGCAGCGCUGGGCAUCAUCUACCUGCUGUACCAGUACCUCGCUGCACCACGAGCUUUCACUGUGGUGCAUCCCCCUGUGUUGCAUGUGCUGAGGGAAGAAUACAGUGUCUGGCCGCCCUUUAUUGGCAGGCUGCCCCACUCACAGGAGUGGUACACCAGCGAAUGCUUUGACAGCAGAACUUCAGAGGACCUGGUGGAAAUCUUUGGCAGCCUCAUUCCCACAUGGGCUGAGUCUCCCCACCUGGAAUGUCAGGAGUCGUACAGCAGGUUCCAGGAGCUAUAUGAGGUGCACCAGAGGACAUCAGGACCACUGGAGAUGCCCAGUUCUUUUGCUGAGAAAGUGCGAGGCUGGUUGGGAGGGGAUGAAAUGUUCCGGGAGAAGGUUGACAAACAGAUGAUCAUCCAUGUCUUCCACCCCCUCAUGUCAGAGCACACUGUCUAUAACCCAGUGAGGGCGCAGCGUCCCAUGCCAGACACGGGCCAGGACAUCUUUGACUGGGUGUCUGAGAGGGUGGCCAAGACAAAAGCAACCUGUGACUUUUGCCGCUUCAACACACAGACCGCUGCUGAUAAAUUUGGCAGACAUGAGACCAAAGACACAGUGAGGAUCAGCAACACAUUCAAGAUGGAGGCUCAUCACAGCAUGGUGGUGCCGAGCCACGUCCACCACCCCCUCCACCUCCCCCGGGACCUGCUGGUGCACCUGUUUGAGGACGCAACACAGUGGUUCUUUGAUGUCGGCCAGCAGGAACCUCAUUUCAUCUACCCAAACCUUGCCUGGGACACACUCUUCCAUGCUGGUGCUUCCCAGAUCCACCCUCACAUCCACAUGAUGCUUGCCCCUGACCACUACUAUGGCAGCAUGGAGGGUCUUCGCACCGCUGCCCAGGCUUACUACCGCUCCACAGGCAGGAACUACUUCUCCAGCCUGGUCACCAUCCACGACACGUUGGGUCUGGCAGUGGAGUAUGGGGAUGCUGUAGCCUUGAGUAGCCUGGGUGGGAAGGGUGACCUGGAGGUGGUAUUCCUGUGUGAUUACCCAAGCAAAGACUUCUUCAGUCUUAUUUACUUCACUGUGCAGGCGUACCACGACACCUUCAGGCAGCCAUGCAAAUCGCUGGCGGGGGCGUGGCCGGCACUGGGCACCACACGCAAUGCCUCGGUGGGCCGCCUGCCUGCCAUUGCCCGCAUGGUGUCCAGGGGUGACUGUUCUUCCCUCAGGGCAGACUUCAGUACUUUUGAGAUAUUUCAGGCUGUCUACAGGCCACACACACCAUGGCAGGUCGCAGCAGCAAUAAGGAAAGCUAUAGAGAAGUAUGAUAAAUAGCACAAAGGAAUGAGAGGAGGCAGCAGGAAGGAGAGAGAGAGAGAGAGAGAAAGAGGAGACAUGACAUCCUUGUACUUCUCGCCACAUACACUUUAUUCGUACCCAACUUACUAAGAUGGUGCUGGAGGUAGUAGGUAAGCCUGAAGGUGUUCAAGUCCCUCCAUUGCCUUGCUGUGCCCUUUGUAUUGUUUUCUAUCACUUAGUAGUGCCAAUCUUUCAUUUCUGCAAGACGAGAUGUUCCUUUAUCAGUAUUUCUGAGUCACGUUGGUCAAAUGAAAUGUGUAGACUUUUCUUCAUGUUCAAGUGAAAAAACUGCAUUUUACCUAAUGUCAUUAUUUUCAUCUCUUGUUUUAUCAUUUGGCCAAAGCUGAUAACUGUGAUUAAACUUCAUCUUAUUUAUUCUUAACUUUUCAUCAGUAGUAUUUCUCAGUGAAUUGACUACUACUUCAGUGAUUGAGAAUUAAUCUGAUGGUUUCUGCAUUUGCAGUAUUUUAAAGCUGAUUGCCCUAAUUUCUGAAGGCUGUUUCAGGGAUUUAAAGUUGAAAAGUUUGAUAUUUAAUUAUGUAUAUUUAUGUAAAAGUAGGAUUUUCUUGAUUUCUUUCUUUCCUUUCCAUUUUCUACCCUUAAGUCCUUGACCUAGCCACUGAUCUGCCUACAUCCUUGCUGAGCUGAGGAAAUAUACAUAUACUUUAAAUAAGGGAAUCAUUAUGUAUAUAUGGAUUUAUCAGAUGUGUGUGUGUGUGUGUGUGUGUGUGUGUGUGUGUGUGUAAUUCACUGUUAGAUCUGCUGCAGUCUCUGACGAGACAGCCAGAUGUUACCCUACGGAACGAGCUCAGAG
Messenger RNA from Portunus trituberculatus (swimming crab), 2881 nucleotides. RefSeq lists its product as uncharacterized. The transcript has 10 exons. The record is from RefSeq and is a predicted model, not a curated record. Lineage: Eukaryota; Metazoa; Arthropoda; Malacostraca; Decapoda; Portunidae. Bases 580 to 2043 code for a protein of 487 amino acids.